Phalaenopsis equestris is the source of this 5180-nucleotide messenger RNA. RefSeq names its product Fanconi anemia group D2 protein homolog. Gene Ontology annotation, biological process: mitotic intra-S DNA damage checkpoint signaling; homologous chromosome pairing at meiosis; double-strand break repair involved in meiotic recombination. Gene Ontology annotation, cellular component: nucleus; condensed chromosome. The record is from RefSeq and is a predicted model, not a curated record. The coding region runs from base 90 to 4664 and encodes 1524 amino acids. Lineage: Eukaryota; Viridiplantae; Streptophyta; Magnoliopsida; Asparagales; Orchidaceae. Gene Ontology annotation, molecular function: DNA polymerase binding. The transcript is spliced from 33 exons.
AAGAAAAAAAAAUGGGGCUUUAAAAACAGGCGGGCUUCACUCGCCGGACUGCUUUCGUCUCCAGACGCGUCGCGCCCUCCCAACUCUUCAUGGUUUUCCUCAAGCGCUCCAUCCCCGCCAAUCCGAAGAAGAGGCCUGCCCCACCUUCAGUUGAUAUCCACCCUUCCGUCGCCGCCGCCUCUGCUGCAACCCUAGGUCCCGACCCCCACCGCAAUGCCGCCUUCUCCACUAACCCUGUUGGAGCUCCUGCCACUGAAUCCGUCGGCGGCGAAGUUGGGAACGCGAAAGGCAAGGGUAUCCGUGCAACAGGAGGAGAUGAUGAAGAUCCUGACAUGAGAAUGAUGGUUUCCCUUUUAGCCGAAGCCGGUUGCACCCUUCGUGUAUCAGGCGACGCUCCUCCGUCUCUCCCCUCCAAUCCUCACAAAUUUCGCCGCCAUAUUGAGUCUCGUCUCACCACAGCUGAAGACCCCUCUAUUCUCCCUCGUUUCCUUUCCGGUUUCGCUUCCUACAUCCAAGACCCUCAAAACCUCCGCAGGGUUUUGAUCCCCGCAAGCCAUGAUGGUGGCUGCUCGACUUGGGGGGAGAGUCUUACUCGGGUGCUUCUACUGGUGGCUCCGAUCCAGCCGCAGAUGCUUAAUAUGCUGCUUGAGAAGCUGCCCGAACAUUUCAUUGAUGUUGCAGCACAAGCCGGUCGCUCCCUGAAGGAUGACAUUGCGAGGUUAAUCGUGAACCAGUUACGAUGGCUCGAUUUCCUAGUGGAUUCCGGGGUUUUUGCCGAGAAGCUUAUGGAGGCCCUUUCUAUUUCCCCUCCCGAGCUUAAGAAGGAGAUAAUUGGUUCGCUACCGGAGAUUAUUGGGGAUAAAAGCCACGCCACGGUGGUCGCCGCUCUGGAGAAGAUACUCAUGGAAGAUUCAGAGGUCAUUGUUCCAGUGCUUGAUUCUUUCACUGCUCUGAAUUUGGAUGAACAGCUUCAGGAGCAGGUCGUCACAAUUGCGUUGUCCCACAUCAGAACCGUGGAUGUCGGGCACAUAGCUCACUUGCUUAGGUUUUUAUUGCUUUCUGCAACACCUCAAAAUGCUGGGAGGAUCAUAACACAAAUUCGCGACCAGUUGAAAUUUAUUGUGGCGGUGGAUCCUUGUUCUGCCAGAAACAAAAAGCUCAAAGAAAAAUCUAUAGCCGAAAACACGGAAGUUUCAAUCUUUGAUGCCUUGAGAUCAAGUCUGCGAUUCAAGAAUAUUCUAUGCGAGGCUGUUUUGAAAGAGCUGAAGUCUCUAGACCAGUCACGCCUUCAUAAGGCCAUAGAUAUAUGGUUUCUCAUGCUCAUAUACAGCAACGGCGGAUCCUUACAGAAAGAUGCUCAGAAAAUAUUUAAGAAGAAAAUAGUAAAUGGUUGUUUUUGUGAGGCUCUGUUUGACCAAUGUAUUACUGGGCAACGGGAGUUGGUAAAGGACCACUUCGCAUCUUUUGUUUCUCUUUGUGAAUACCUUCUUUCUUGUAAAGAAAAACAAGUGAGAAAUUUCGGCAUUCACUUAUACACGUCAUUAUUUGAAGAGUUCAAAGAUACUUACUCGAGGCAAGAGGUUCUGGGCGCUUUAGUGACACAUAUUGGCUCUGGGAUAGCUUAUGAAGUUAGUUCAGCGCUGGAAACAUUAAUUGUAUUGAGUUCUAGAUACACUGAGGAUUUGAUCCCAAUUUCAUCACAUGUAACCGGUAUCUUGGACUACAUGGAGUGCUUUCAAGAAGACAACCUUCAUAAGGUUUAUGAAGUCUUUUCUAGUUUAGCACUGUCAGCUAGAUCUCGAGCUGAUACUGUUAAAUCUUCCAUUGCAAAUGAAGUGUUCAUGAUAAUUAGAAAACAGGUCAGCAAUACUGAUAUGAGGUACAAGAAGAUGGGGAUAAUUGGAACUUUAAAAAUAGUUUCCACGCUUGGAAAUGCAAAAGUUCCUUCCAGGUUUUUGUCAUCUCAGAAAUCAAACUCUGAUGAUGCAUUGGAGCUGCUGCAGAUGUCUUUAGAUUCAUGCAAAUCGGUGCCUUUAACAUUGAUUCUAUUUUAUGACGAGCUAAUUGCUCUUUUGGAGGACAGAGUUCUUAAGCCAGAAAUUAUUGAAUGGAUUGGAAAGCAUGUUAGUGAAUUCGAGCCAAUGUUUUUAUCCGAUCUUGAGAGAGGUCAGUUGCCAUCAAAUAUCUCUUGUGAUGGGAUAGAAGGAGAACUAUGGAUAAAUUUGGAUGGUGAUGCAUCUCCUAUAGUCUUGAAGAUCCUGCCAUUACUUACUUCAUCACUGCCACAACAAUCAGAUUCUUUGCAGAUUCUUCCUUCUCAAUUUUUGUUAUUAUCUGUAGUUGAAAGACUGUCAAACCAGGGAUCACUUGGUGGUAUUGAUGCACUUCUUGGUUGUCCCCUGCAUCUUCCUUCUCCCAAGUAUUUCUCUGGAAUUCAAUGGAAGAAGCUGACAGAAAAGCAGAAGAAGAUCGUGUGCUUAUCUCUUUUUCAUGCAGUCAACUGGAUUAGGGAACUGCUAAAUGCAUUUAGCUCACAAAUUGCUGACAAAGUUGAAAGCGUAACUCCUAAUACCAAAGAUGAGACAGUUAAAAAAUUAUCAAAUCGUCUAAGAAGCCUGGUUGUGAUGGAGAGUAUAUUGGAUGGUAUCCUGAAGCCUUGUCCACUAUCCCUUCCUGAAGUAUGUUAUUCUAUAGACCAAUUUGGACAAAACUUUCAGGGAAAGAAGGGUUCUGAAAGAGUAUCGUCUGAGGUUGUUCUAGCAAAGCAGAAAAAAAAGCAUAAAACAGAUCCAUCAGCCUCUGGAAAUUUAGAUCCUAACGGAAUGCUGAGGCAGCCUACUAUAAUUGAUGCCCUAAAUAAAGCAGCGUUGGCAAGUCAAGAAGGUUUGGAUGAGGGUUCUCCAAGGUAUCUUUCUCAUGAGAAAACACAGCGGUGUGCUAGUCAUUGCCCUGGCAAUGCUGAUGAAGUUGAGGUUGUAGAUUUAUCUGCAGAAUCUAAAUUCUUAGAUGCUCAAAGAUCUAAAUUCAGACCUCUAAAUGCUGAUUCCUUGUCUCUACUAUCUUACUCCGAGUGUAAACAUGAUUGUUGUGCUGAUCCUGCAGCUGAGCUCCCUCUUCAUUUGUACCUACUGCGAGAACUUCGCCGCAAACUGAAUGACUUUAGUUCUCCGAUCAAGCAAUGCUUUACUGCAUGUCCAGAUAAGGCAUCACCUGGCAUGAGCAGGAUGGCAAGUAUUGAUUUUCUUAUCAAGAUAAAGUCAGCCAUUGGCAGUCUAAGAAAACAUCUGGAUAAUGCAAUUUCUAUUCUUAGAGAUGUAGGUCCUGAAAAUUGCCAGAAUCAUUGGAAAUCUCAAUCUUGUUCUGCUGGAAUCCCAGAGUUGUCUAAUCUGAUGAUGUCAGAAUCUUCUGUUGCCAGUUCUGUAUUUAGAGAAGUACUUCGCUGUUACAGCUUGAUUUUAUCCAUUGGCGAACUAUACCAUGGGGAAAAUUUGCGAAUUCUCAAGGACUUGCUUGAAGUUUUCCAGCCAACUGAAGCACUGCAAGAUUUCUUUUCAGGGCUUCAACAACAUCCAGCGCCUGGAAGCAUAGAUUACAUGUAUUGUGGCGUGUACUCAUUUCUUGAGGGCAUCCUUGAAAAAUCAUUCUUCUUGUCAUUUUUGCUGGCAUCAGAAGUGGUUGCUGCUCUUCAAUCACUAGUUAAUUCAAUGGCGGUUUUGAUAAAGUCUCAGGAGACAAAGGGGAAGAACAUCAAUAUGGGAUGCUCCCAGAAUAUACUUGACUUUCUAAGAAAAAGGCUUUCCAUUUCUGCCCACAAGCUAUUAGCAUAUGAUUGGAGUAGUAAGGAUAGUGAGACUGAAUGGAAGGGCAAUGGGGAUUUUUUGCAAAAGAUAUUGAAGAUAUAUCUGACAAAUUCAGAGUCUACCUCCGAAUUGCUAGAUGAGCUGGCAUGCUCAAUUUUGCCACAGGCUCUUUCGGUUAAAACUAUUACAUCACAAGAUGCUACACAUGGCUUUCCAACUUUGGGCCCAACCACUCUUCUUACAUGGUACAGGGUACUGCACGAAGAGAACAUCAAUGUUUUAAGUAAGCUGGUUAAGGAAGUGAAGAUGAUGCAUGGAAAAACUACUCAAAGGGAGGCUGCAGAAAAAAUGUUGUUAAAGAUCCAACAAUCAGUCCAUGUGGUUGUUUCUUUAGUCAGCCUAUGCAAGAUUCAUGACAAGGUAGCAAUGCAUGCCAUGGCAGUCAAAUAUGGAGGCAAGUUUGUUGACCUUUUUCUGAAAGCUUUUGAUUUCCUGCAAGCCCAGUUUCAGUCACACUAUGAAUUGAUAAUUCAAAUGUUCAAAGAAUUUCAGAAGGCAACACGAGUUAUACAGGCUUUGUGCUCUGAGGCUAAGGGGUCAAAACGGACGAUGGUUACAAGCAAGGUUCCUGCCACCAAGAGGUCCUUGGAGAAGUUCCUGUUCCAUGUUAAGGCUCUUCUUCAUAAUAAUUCAUCAAGCGGCUGCACUUUCUGGAUGGGUAACUUGAAGCACAAAGACCUUCAAGGCCAGGUGGUGAGUUCCCAGCUGUAUGAAGACGACGACGCUAAUCAAGUGAAAGAUCCAAACAGGAAUGAGCUCCCUGAAUCUGUGGGUGAUUGUGAAGAUUAUGACGCUGAAAACUGAAUGUGCCACAUGGAGGAAACUCAGUUCAGACUGCGAGAUUGUAGGAGAUAUUUUCAUCUCAGGCCGUGAUUGUUACAACUCUAGUCCAAGUACACGGCUUGACAUAUGAGUUCCUUGAUUUACAAUGAAGCACCUGUCUAUGAGCUUAACAACAGGUCCAUUUUAUGCGCUCCUAUCAAUUAUCCGAACCAAACUCAUGCUUCCGAGUUGCAAUGCCAGCAAUCUUGCUCGAUAGGAAGGUGAAGCUAAAGCCCUAAACCAUCUUGCUUUUCUAAAACAUUUUACAUGUUUGUGCUUUAAGAUUGUUGCUGGUUGAAGAAAGAAGCUUUAAUUGAACUAAUUUGUGGACUCAUAACCCAAUCCAACUUACUGCCCAAGGUUCAUAUAUUGUAUUCCACUUUUUGGAUGUAGGUUAAAGGUAAUGUUAGGUAUGUUCUAAUUUGCAUUGCUAGAUAAUUAUAUGGGCAUUUUCAUACGGAGCACGAAAUUCUUUUGUAUUUACGUAUCUGAAAAUUA